AUGGAAUACCCUCAGGAGAGCUUUGCCGCCACGACCUUUACAACGGGGUCCUUUUGGGCGCGCCGACGUGAAGUCGUGCGAAAGCAGACGCUUCGACACCAGCUGAAAAUGCUCAAGGAUACUGGUCGCUAUGAUGCUUUCAAGCUGAAAUGGCAUCCUAGCUAUUCGGAUCCUCCCACCGUCUAUCCGGUUCCUAAUCAUCAGUUUUGGGAUUCUGACGUGGCCAAGUGGAUCGAGGGAGCCUGUUAUUUGCUGAUGGACUCGUUUGAUUCGGAGAUAGAUGCCGCAGUGAAAGAGAUGGUGCAAAUGAUCCAGGGCGCACAGCAAGCAGAUGGAUAUUUGAAUAUUCAUUACACUGUUGUGGAACCAGGAAAGAGGUUUACCAACUUGCGAGACAUGCAUGAGUUAUACAACGCAGGUCAUCUCAUUGAAGCGGCUCUUGCUCAUCACCUUUACUAUAAGAACGAUGAGCUGCUGUCCCCGAUUCUCAAAUAUGUAGAUCUUUUCGUGGCCACUUUUGGCGACCAGGAUGGUCAGCUACUUGGGUACCCUGGCCACCCCGAGAUCGAGCUUGCUCUACUGCGAUUGUACAAGGUCACUGGAAAUCCAGAGCACCUGAAGUUGGCGAAAUUCUUCAUCGAGGAAAGAGGCAAUCAUCAAGGCGGCAAAGGGAAACGCCAUUACUACGACGUGGAAGCAGAAGCGAGAGGUGAAAACGAACAUGAACUACCCACGUGCUAUCCCGCCGCAAGAAGCUACUGGUAUCAACAAGCCCACAAGCCGAUUGCCGAACAGGAGACAAUUGAGGGCCACUCGGUUCGAGCUAUGUAUCUCCUCACCGCAGUCGCCGAUCUGGUUCGGAUCCACCAACCUACUAGUGAGACUGGAGCGAAAUUUCUACCUGCCCUCCAUAGACUGUGGUCGAAUAUGAUCGAGCAGAAGUCUUAUGUGACUGGUGGGAUUGGUGCCAUCAAGAAAUGGGAAGGGUUUGGUAUCGACUACUUCUUGCCCCACGGUACUGAUGAAGGCGGUUGCUAUGCGGAGACAUGUGCAGCUAUCGGAGUUAUGAUGCUUGCUGAGCGGUUGCUUCGUCUUGAACUAAACAGUCAAUAUGCCGAUAUCAUGGAGCUGUGCAUGUACAAUGCUGUUCUGACCGGUAUGAGUCUGGAUGGAAAAGCAUUCACCUACGUCAACCACUUGGCCUCCUCAAACGAAGAUCUCUCAGAGCGCUAUGAAUGGUUUGAGUGUGCUUGUUGCCCGCCGAAUGUCACCCGCACUUUGGGUUUCCUCGGAGGAUACUUUUGGACUCACACUACGAGCCAUAAACGUGCUGUGGUCAAUGUGCACAUGUACACCUCAGCCACUUUGAAUCUCAAGGUCUCCGACUCAACAGUCACGGUUACACAAAAGACCGAGUGGCCCUGGAAUGGAGACGUAGAAUUUGAGACUUGCACUGAUGGACCACCUGUUGAACUUGAGCUACGUCUAAGAAUCCCUAGCUGGGCGACAUCAUGGGAGAUUGCUCCUCGACCCGACAAUCUGAAGAUCGCAAAUGGCUAUCUGCAUCUCAGCGCUGAGUGGCUUCGAGAACAUUCGAAGUUCCGCCUAUCCUGCCCUAUGAAGCCACGAUUCGUUCGCCCGAAUCCUCUGACUAUGCAGCCUGUGGCAUAUGUUACUCGAGGCCCAAUUGUCUAUUGUGUUGAGGAUGUCGAUCACCCAUGGGAGCAGCAGCAUUUCAAGCGUACAAUUCUCGAUCUGAACGCAUCUUUGAAAGAGGAGCUGCGGUCCGAGCCAGACUCUUAUAUCGCUAUUGUGGCCGAGAAUGGCUCAAAGGGCGAACUCGAUACGUCAGCCUGGGACGGUCAGAUUGUGGCCGAGCCAAAGGAUGAAGUUUCUAACGGCUCAAAGAACUUGACCUUUAUUCCUUACUAUCUCAGAGCGAAUCGGGGCGGAAGGGGCCAGAUGAGAGUCGGUCUGCGAGUGCUCUGA
Messenger RNA from Penicillium subrubescens, 1989 nucleotides. RefSeq names its product glycoside hydrolase family 127 protein. Gene Ontology annotation, biological process: carbohydrate metabolic process. NCBI's taxonomy places the organism in Eukaryota, Fungi, Ascomycota, Eurotiomycetes, Eurotiales, Aspergillaceae. The record is from RefSeq and is a predicted model, not a curated record. The transcript is spliced from 5 exons. The coding region runs from base 1 to 1989 and encodes 662 amino acids.